Molecule: messenger RNA, 1528 nt
Organism: Striga asiatica
Lineage: Eukaryota; Viridiplantae; Streptophyta; Magnoliopsida; Lamiales; Orobanchaceae
Source: the annotation of a GenBank genome assembly
GGUCGCUUGAGCCGACGGCGGCGUUUCUCGGCCCACUCAAGUCCACCAAUAAAAGCAUCAAUACGACCUUCCGGCCGCCGCCGCCACCUUGUUAGAUCCUUUACAAUCGCAUUUUUCCUUGCCCAAACUGUACAUUAACCACUCCAAAAAUCCCAUUUCUUCUUUACAUCUCACACUGACCAUCGUAAUCAAAAUUCGCCGCGUGUGUGUGUGUUUCUGCGUAUAGUUUGACGCGCAUUAGUGGAUGAAUUUGGAGAAAAUAUAUAAUAAUGCAUGAGCCGGAAGCAGAAGCCGAGCCCUGGAGUUUUCUCAACAUCGAGAAUAUUUUCAGUAACAACUAUUAUGGAGACAGCUCUCAACAUGACGUGAAAAUCUGCCAUGAACAGUACAUAACAGAUACUAAUUACGCAUACAUUGACAACGAUGAGAUUAUUGCACGUUCUCUUCUUCAAGAAGAAUUGUCUCAGUUAUCGAUUGCAGAAGAAUCUCCUAAGCUAUCACAUUCGGGCGAGGAAUACUUGCAAAAUUCCAAUAUCGUCCCUAAUUGGCAUAAUUCUUCAAAUGACUAUUAUCUUGAGCAAGAGGGUGUUCAGAAUGAGAGUGAUGACGAGGCUAGUUUAUGCUCCAGCCCAGAGGACAGAUCGUGUGACGGAGAAAAUUACUAUUAUACCCUCGACAUAACAGAUGGUUCUGAACUUGAUGGAGAAGUUGAAAAGAGGUUGUAUCAAAUGAUUCCUGUUCCUCAUAUUCCAAGAAUUAAUGGAGACAUACCCUCGAUUGACGAAGCAACUUCUGACCAUCAGAGGCUGCUCGAUAGGUUACAGUUAUAUGACUUGAUAGAACACAAGGUUCAAGGAGAUGGAAAUUGUCAGUUUCGUGCUUUAUCUGACCAGUUUUAUCGGACCCCCGAACACCACAAAUUCGUGAGACAACAAGUUGUUCGUCAGCUGAAAGCUCAUCCAGAAAUAUACGAGGGGUAUGUUCCAAUGAAAUAUGCCGAUUAUCUCAAAAGGAUGUCCAAGAGUGAGGAGUGGGGUGAUCAUGUCACAUUGCAGGCAGCUGCCGACUCGCCGAUUUCCCAUGCCCGUUUUUCACUUUCGGCUUACGAUAUGGUUCUUAUCUGCAGUCAUAUAUUUGAGCUUUUGGGCCGAGGUGCACUACAACUCGAUCUAUCCCCAAGGAGAUCUUCUCCCGAGCGAUCUCAAGAGAAAGAAGAAGUGGUGGAACUUUCGAAACAAGCAAUAGAUGAAACCUCCAAGACCUAUCGAGUAAUCAUAUGCCCGUCUCACCCCGUCUAACUGUUCUUCGAAGUCGGAGUUUUUGAAGGGAGCUAUUAUUGGUCUCCACAUUGACCUCUUUAAGGCUUAUAUUAUCAAUUGUAUCAUUAUUAUAAUACUGGUUACAAUAAUAUUUAUUCAUUUAUUGUUAUCUUCUAAAAAUCUUGUCAUUGAAUAAAAUAACGUUGCUUCGAGGUUGUGGGGAUUAUGAAAAUUGCAUGUUAAAAAAAAAAUAUUGAAAUUGUGAUUAG